Drosophila pseudoobscura is the source of this 2824-nucleotide messenger RNA. RefSeq lists its product as uncharacterized. Gene Ontology annotation, biological process: spermatogenesis; P granule organization; piRNA processing. The coding region runs from base 289 to 2796 and encodes 835 amino acids. Gene Ontology annotation, cellular component: P granule. NCBI's taxonomy places the organism in Eukaryota, Metazoa, Arthropoda, Insecta, Diptera, Drosophilidae. The record is from RefSeq and is a predicted model, not a curated record. The transcript has 7 exons.
CCAACCGAAAUCGAUCAUCUCUGCCGCGGCGCUGCUUCCAGAUUAACUGGAAAACCAAGCUGACACAUAUAUUUGUCUCACUCUCACUGUCUGCUUUUCCCAUAAGAUAUUUUUGUAGCUAUUGAACAAAGCCUAAUGUCAUAUGGCCAUUGUAGGUUUGUGGACAAGAAUUCCGUUACUCAAAAUUACGUACGUAUUGCGCGUUGCUGUUUGCUGGCUAUUUAUGUGUGCACUAAGGAGCAGGAAAGCGUUUGUUAAUAAAUUAAACAAAAGAAAAACGAUUACGGCAUGGGAAAACCGACGAAUAUCAACCUGGAAACUAAUUUCUCCUCUUGCCAUGGUCAGAAGCAAAGCGAUGUGGAGUGCCUAGUGCUCGAAACUGCGACGCGCAUUGAAGGCAUUAUAGGGAAAUACAACCAAAAUAAUGAAAAUGCGUUCUUCGUCGGUCAGACGGAAAAUAAAGUUCGAUUCCCAUUCCUUGAAAGUGGAGACGACAACAGCGUCCUUGACUGCGCUCCAUUGUUGGGCGGCCAUGCAUGCGCCAAUAAAAAAGAAUACAUCAACCAUGAGAAGAUCGAGGCACAGCCUGAGUCGUCUUUCGAGGAAGAGGCACAGCCUGACUCUUCAUUCAAGGAAAAGGCACAGCCUGACUCGUCUUUCGAGGAAGCGGCACAGCCUGACUCUUCAUUCAAGGAAGAGGCCCAGCCUGACUCUUCAUUCAAGGAAGAGGCCCAGCCUGACUCUUCAUUCAAGGAAGAGGCACAGCCUGACUCUUCAUUCAAGGAAGAGGCGCAGUAUGACUCUUCAUUCAAGGAAGAGGCACAGCCUGACUCUUCAUUCAAGGAAGAGGCACAGCCUGACUCUUCAUUCAAGGAAGAGGCACAGCCUGACUCUUCAUUCAAGGAAAAGGCACAGCGUGACUCGUCUUUCGAGGAAGAGGCACAGCCUGACUCUUCAUUCAAGGAAGAGGCACAGCCUGACUCUUCACUCAAGGAAGAGGCACAGCCUGACUCUUCAUUCAAGGAAGAGGCGCAGUAUGACUCGUCUUUCGAGGAAGAGGCACAGCCUGACUCUUCAUUCAAGGAAGAGGCACAGCCUGACUCUUCAUUCAAGGAAGAGGCACAGCCUGAAUCUUCAUUCAAGGAAGAGGCACAGCGUGACUCUUCAUUCAAGGAAGAGGCACAGCCUGACUCUUCACUCAAGGAAGAGGCCCAGCCUGACUCUUCAUUCAAGGAAGAGGCGCAGUAUGACUCGUCUUUCGAGGAAGAGGCACAGCCUAACUCUUCAUUCAAGGAAGAGGCACAGCCUGACUCGUCUUUCGAGGAAGAGGCACAGCCUGACUCUUCAUUCAAGGAAGAGGAACAGCCUGACUCUUCACUCAAGGAAGAGGCCCAGCCUGACUCUUCAUUCAAGGAAGAGGCGCAGUAUGACUCGUCUUUCGAGGAAGAGGCACAGCCUGACUCUUCAUUCAAGGAAGAGGCACAGCCUGACUCUUCAUUCAAGGAAGAGGCCCAGCCUGACUCGUCAUUUAAGGAAGAGGCUAUAAUCCUGCCCGGUGAGACGAAAGCUCAGCUGGUAAAAUCCAAGGAUGAUGGGCUGAUCGGAGAUGGCACUGCUGCUUCUUCGACAUAUAGCUACGACAGUGAUGACAUCGUAGUGGAGAAGCAGGAAAAGGAUAAGGAAUCUGGAAAUUGCUUCCGUGGACAGGCCAUACCGAAGUGUUGUUUGACGGAUUCAGUUUUUAUGAUCGAUAGACCCUUAUGUGCAGUGAUGUUGAAGCAGGAGCUGCGCCGCUUCUCCUUGUUGUCCUUGGACGCCGUCAAACGCCAAGACAAAUUCAAAAUCAUUGUAACCAAUGUGUACAGCCCCUUUCAGUUUUGGUUCCAAAUCGCUGAGGAAAAUUAUGCUCGCGAUCUGGAAAAUCUGCAUUUGCAGAUAAGCGACUUUUUCCACAAACGGCACCUACCCAACGAAAACAGAUACCAGAAGCCUAUCACUCGGUUUUUCCUACGUCCUGGAUACAUUUGUGCCGCCCGUUCAAAUUGGGGUGGCUGGAAGCGGGUUCGCAUUGUGUCCGCACCACAGGAGAAUGCUACGGACGUUUCUGUCUUCUACGUGGACUAUGGCCGUCUGGAGAAGUGUGCAAGCGAAGAACUACGGUUUUUACCAAAUGUGUUCACCAAUAUUCCGGCCAUGGCCGUCAGGGGAGCACUCUCGCAUAUCCAUCCGCUGAAUCACACUUGGCCGGCCGACGUAACGGAGGAGCUCCGUGCCGCACUUUUGUGUCGCGAGACGUUUGCCCAUAUCAUUGAGGCGGACCAGCAGGAUGAGAUCUAUUCAAUCAAAAUAUACGAACACAACCGGUCUGAUGAGUCGCUAAACAGCAAAAUGAUUCUGGAGAAACUCGCGGGCGAAAGCGAUCAUUUUGACGAGCGUAUCAUCAAACAGCAUUGUGGCCGCCGCAUUCGCUACUUGUGCGAGCGUCUCCCCACCUUUGAAAUGCUCGAGACUGGUGUGUUUCCCAUGGAUGCGGAUAAGGAUCUAGAUUUUGUGAAAUAUUUCAAUGAAAUCAUGUCCGCAACAUCGUAUUUUAGGGAAUUUAAGAUUCCCCCGAGCCACAACCCCCUUCUGCAGGACCUGGAAAAGGCGCUGCGUGACUGGAUGGUUGGCUACAAAAAGGAGCAGAUGCCCUUGCAGAAAUUGCAGAGGGAAGCCGCGCUCAAGGCUAAGGAGAAGGAGGAAGAGCGUCGCACUUAUUACGAAAAAUUCUUUUACAAAAGAAAGGAUUAUAAAUAAAAUAAACAUCUACAAUCGCAUCUAUUAA